AUGUUGCGUCUUUGUAAAGUGUGGCUGCGGGUGCAGUCGCACCAGAAAAAGCGGUCGCAGCACCCCAACGCAGGCACACGGUUUGGUCGUGUGUACAACCGUGGGUUUAUUCGGUACGGUUUUGGUGGCUUCGGCAUGAGUGUUUACACACCUAAGAAGGAUCGCACCUUUCGUGUCCAGCCGCUACCCCUUUUGUCUGGAAACGUGUUUGCAGACGACACAUCUUUGGUGCCCACCACAAGAACGUUGUCUCCUAACUUUCGUGCCUUUGCGCUGCAGGACGGCGGAGUACUUUUUUCUCACCCGUCCCAUGAACAAAUUAUGCGCUGGGGACAGGGCGUGCUGACGGAGGAGACAAAGGCCACGGGUAUGACUUCCAUGGACAACUACGUCAACUCCCGUAUUCAGUCUAUCAUAGCAGAGAACACUGUGGAAAAUGUUGCGCUAAGUCAUUGGCGUCGGCGACACAUGUGGAACCUUAUCAAGUCACAUGGGAAACUGCAGCGACGAUGGGGCGUGUCGGAUGAAACGAAAGGUGCCCGUUCAAACAUUUACGGCCGCUCGGGAUGA
Messenger RNA from Trypanosoma cruzi, 570 nucleotides. RefSeq lists its product as uncharacterized. The record is from RefSeq and is a predicted model, not a curated record. Lineage: Eukaryota; Euglenozoa; Kinetoplastea; Trypanosomatida; Trypanosomatidae. The coding region runs from base 1 to 570 and encodes 189 amino acids. The transcript has a single exon.